AUGGGAAUUUUGAGCUAUUUACUUUCCUACCUAUAUCCCUCCCCAACCGCGAAAGAAGACACUUUGGUAGAUGAUCUUUCGGAGAAUCAUCAGGGCCGGCCGAACAUAGCAUUUGCUGAUCCGCCAUACAUUUCAAUGGAUCCGGAAGUCGAACACCACGUCUCUUUCAGACCCAAUGGACCGCAAGUCAUAACUAUCGAUCUCCCUCGCACAGUACGUGACACAGCUCUGGAACACAGCCUGAUCACGGCCAGGAGCCUCGAGGCUCACAGCAACCUCAUAAGACCUUUGACCCCUCAUGAAACGGCAACGGACCAGACUGGACGCAACUAUAUUUUGACGGGCACAGUGACAGGAAGAUGGUCAUUGCAAAAGGCAGUCAGAUCUUACCCGGAAACUUUCUAUGUCACUGGCAGUUUGCGAGCUGGCCUGGAUGCUCUGCUACAGGCGAAUACAUCCUGCGUGAAGCCGCAAAGCAGCCGUGCGUCGGAUGGUUACAUCUUGGAGGACGACCCUCGGGAUAAAGAUCGAGACCAGAGUUCCAAUGACAAGCAUAAAGCGAAAGACAAGGAGCGCCAGGAUAGCAAAGACAAAGAGAGCCAGAAAAACAUUGACAAGCUCCGACAAUUGGAGAAAGGUGGUGGCUCUGGCGGUGGAGCCCGUGGGAGUGCCUCCGGCAGGGUGGUUUCAAAGGGGUAUAGCGACCACCGCUCGCAUUACUGA
Exophiala xenobiotica is the source of this 723-nucleotide messenger RNA. RefSeq lists its product as uncharacterized. Bases 1 to 723 code for a protein of 240 amino acids. Lineage: Eukaryota; Fungi; Ascomycota; Eurotiomycetes; Chaetothyriales; Herpotrichiellaceae. The record is from RefSeq and is a predicted model, not a curated record. The transcript is spliced from 3 exons.